Molecule: messenger RNA, 967 nt
Organism: Nanorana parkeri
Lineage: Eukaryota; Metazoa; Chordata; Amphibia; Anura; Dicroglossidae
Product: PRKC apoptosis WT1 regulator protein-like
Exons: 8
Coding region: 80-967 (295 amino acids)
Biological process (GO): apoptotic process; positive regulation of apoptotic process
Cellular component (GO): cytoplasm
Source: RefSeq, a predicted model, not a curated record
GUCUCACUCCUCCCCCAGGGAGUUCCCACACUGCAGGCGGAAGCAGAGGAAUCCUCUCUCCAGCAAGGAGAAUCCAAAGAUGUCAAAAGAUGCUAAAUGUAACAGUGCAGAGCAGGUUCCCUUUAUGGAAGAAUGGAAGGCAAGAAGAGAGAGAAUGAGGUUACGCUCCGUUUCCUCAAGUUUUGUUGGGAGCAGGUCCAUAGACAUCCAGGUCCAGCAGGAAGUGGAUCUCCAAUCCCAGUCAUGGUCUUCAAAUUUGGGUCAAGAUCAUGAAAAAGAUAUGGGAGGAGUGAAAGCAACUACAUCAUCUAUCAAAAUCCAGUCUCUGGUGACUGCAGAGAUUGAAGCUCACAAGCCUGUUACUUCAAAAACCAAGGAGAUGAAAGGGAGCCCUCAAAAUAAACAUCGCACUCAGAUUGAGAAAAGGAAGCUACGGGAGAAGAGGAGGCCUACUGGAGUAGUAAAUAUGUUUCCGUCUGAGGAUCCUGAUGAGAAUGAAGACGUUAAAGAAAAGGAGGAACAUAAAGAGCAAGAAGUGGUUAUCCAGAGUCAGUACCCAAAUCCACACCUUCAGAAAGCCAACACAAACUCACCUCUUCAAAGCAAUUAUGGCGGCCGCUGUCAGAAUACAAAGGAAACAGCAGAUGUUUCAUCCAUCAAGGUCCGAUAUCUGAAGGAACUUGCACAAACAGAUGUGCAUUCACUGGGUCCUGCUCCAGACAAUGUGGAUAACAACCUGAAAGAAAGGCAGUCAUGGAUGGAAGAACUGCAGAAGACAGUUAGAGAAAAGAGACAAGAUAAUCUUAAACUGACCUCUCAGUUGAAUGACACGGAGGGAUCAGUGCUCCAGCUGCAAAUAGAAAUGAAGACCUUGGCUCAGAAAAUGAAGGGAGCCGAAGAUGAGAAAGUGAGACUGAAGGAAGAAAACCAAAUGCUGCUUAAGAUGAUGGGUCAACUCAGCAGUUAA